AACAGCAGGAGGGGGACGAAGGUAAACUGGCCUCAGUCAUAGAGCUGCUGCUCCGCUUUGUACUGCAAGUCCUUGUUAAACAAUAGAAAGAACGUUUUAACUCGACGGAACAUGAAUAAAGAAACACGGUGAUACAGCGGAGACAAACUGGGACUGACAUAAUUUAUUACAGUUUCAUCACUGUUUUGACCGGCUACUGAAAGUGGUUUUCUCCCACAAAUAAAAGUUGGAUAACAGUUUUGUCCACAAAAUGUGGAGCGGCCAAUAGUUUGUUGUUGUUAGCUAAGUCAGACUAAGUCAGAGCUCGCUGUAAGGUUUGUCACCACAGUGUUACGACGGAAAGAGCUGGAGGAGACACAGUGCUACGGGCAGGUUAAGGUAAAUGGAACCGCAGUUGUUGUGCUGUGAGGGGGACAGGCCUGCCAGGGCCUACCGGGACUCCAACCUGUUGACUGACCGGGUCUUGCGUGCGCUCUUGCGGGCAGAAGACAAGUAUCUCCCCGCUUCGAACUACUUCAAAUGCGUCCAGAGAGAAAUAGCUCCGUACAUGAGGAGGAUAGUGGCGACCUGGGUGCUGGAGGUGUGUGAGGAACAGAAGUGUGAGGAGGAGGUUUUCCCUCUGGCUAUGAACUACAUGGACCGCUUCCUGUCUGUGGAACCCACCAAGAAGAACCACCUGCAGUUACUGGGAGCUGCCUGUAUGUUCCUGGCCUCCAAACUGAAGGAAACAAUCCCGCUCACUGCUGAGAAACUCUGCAUCUACACAGACAACUCCAUCACACCUACUCAACUGCUGCAAAUGGAGCUGCUGGUUUUGAACAAGCUGAAGUGGGACCUGGCCUCAGUGACCCCUCUGGACUUCAUCGACCACUUCCUGUUUGAGCUGCCAGUCAGGACGGACAGCAGGCUCAUACUCAGGAAGCACGCUCAGACCUUUGUGGCUCUGUGUGCCACAGAUGUUAAAUUCAUAGCCAGCCCUCCGUCCAUGGUGGCAGCCGGCAGCAUGGUGGCAGCAGUGGAGGGCUUACAGAUGAAAAUGGUGGGCAAUGCCAUGAUGUCACAGAAGCUGACAGAGAAGCUGGCACAGACCAUCAGGAGUGACCCGGACUGUCUCAGGGCGUGUCAGGAACAAAUCGAGUCGCUGCUGGAAACCAGUCUCAGACAUGCACAACAGCAACACUCAGUUACCAUGGAAACUAAGAACAUCGGUGAGGGGCAGGACCUCUCAACUACGCCCACAGAUGUCCGCGACAUAAACAUCUGACUGAGAAGAGAAGAGAAGCAGGUUGAACUGAUGAAGUGGGUGGUCAACACAAAAACACACAUGGCUGUGUUUUACAUGGUGCAGAGUGUGUGUGUAACGGGACUUGUGUUUGAAGACCAGCUAGGACCAGACAGAGAUGCUAAUACUGUCGCAUCCAGGAUAGCAAUAGCCUGAAGACUGGAAGUAGCUCACACUGAAGGACUGGUUGAAAAAGUAACAUGUGUUCAGUGCAGCUUUUUACCUUGGGGUAACACUUUCUUUCCACUAGGCCCUGGUCAUAUAAGCAAGGUGCAACCAGUUCAUCAAGGACCAGAAGGCUUGUCUGAACCUCUGCCGCACCCAGAUUGAAAGACAGGAACUGGUGGGUGCGUUUUGAUGCUACAGACCCACAUUUCUCCAGUGUUAAAUAAUUAGACAUAAGAAUGCUCCAAAGAGCCGACUCAGGAGUAAACAAGUUCUUUACUAAAGGUGAAUGAUAUGAGAUGUCCUACUCAGAGCGAAGCGUCGGAGCUGGAAAUAGUUGCUUAAAACGACCUUAUUCUGAAUUACGUUUUGCCUUGUAUUACGUAUUAUUUAUCAUGAGCUGUACUGAGCUGUACAGUCAUUUUAAAACAUCUCUCAGAAGUGUGUGCUCAAGUAAGUAAUAAAAAAAAUAACUUUUAGUCAUAAAUUUGAAGAUUAGGAGUAAAAGUGAAGAAAUGUAAAAUUGUUUCAUUUUAAGCAGUUUGAUUAAUAUGGUCUCUGGUCAGUAGGAUACAGCGUUUUUCCUCUGAAUAGUACUGGCUCAAGUCGACGUGACUCUACUGCUUUUCUGGUCUUCCAUCCGGGAAAAGUUGUGGGUAGAACCUGGUCCUUUUUUCGUGUGUGUGUGUGUGUGUGUGUGUGUGUAAGCGUGUUUGAGACCUCGGCUGGUUCAGAGUGAGCUGAGGUGAAACAAUACACUGUUGGUCAGAGAAUUGUCACUACUGCGUAAUCGCUGUGCGAGAUGGAUGUUCUGAACAAACCCUCCAUCUGUAAUCAGUCACUGUAGCCUGAUCACCAGACAUUUGUCUUCCAGAGCCUAAAGCUCCUUUUUAUAUAGUUUACAAUGUGUUGAAAAAUGGCGUUCACAUAAAAUCUUGUGUAAUUCUGUGUAAAGAUGAGGUUCCUGAAUUGGGGUGAUAAACUAUAGUGUGUGUAAACAUCAUAAGAUCCAACAGGACAGACUGAAUGGUGUUAUGUUGUGAUGUAGUACACAGCUGACACCACUAGAGGGAAGUGCAGUAGUCAUUUCAUUCUCAGUCUCUAGAUUGUCAUGGAGAUGAGACAUCACAUUUCUUUACAGUAACAUGGAUGAGAGUUAAAAUUAUUUUAAUGUUAGACUGUAAAAGAAACUUGAUUUCUCUCCACCUGAAGCAGAAGUAGAGAAAGACAUAUUGUGGGUGGAGCUGUCUCUGGUUAUUGUCCUGUGUCACUGAAUAAUGUUAUUAAAAGCUUCUGUAACUUGAUGUAUAACGAGUCGCUUCAGUCCAACAGGACAAAAAGAGGCUCGACCCUGUUCUCCAGGUACUAAUGAUGAAAUCAGACAGCAGGUGUACGACUUUAUUUUACUUCUGAUAUUUAUUGUUUCAUUUCGGUCGACUUGUGCAGGAACUUUACAACUUAAAGUUGUACAAAAGAGUUGAUGUGGCUUCAGCUGCUCUGUUAACAUUACUGGUUCUUCUUGAACAGAGAAGCCACAACUAAACUGUUGUAUCUAUGAACUUUUUUUAUGGUUUAUUUUUUUUAAGGGUAUUUCCCACAACAUAAGCUUGUAUCAGGUGAAGCCCUAUGUUGGUGCUUUUUGUCUGAUGACAGAUUGUAAAGAUGAAUUAAAGGACAACUGA
Molecule: messenger RNA, 3129 nt
Organism: Seriola aureovittata
Lineage: Eukaryota; Metazoa; Chordata; Actinopteri; Carangiformes; Carangidae
Product: G1/S-specific cyclin-D1-like
Exons: 5
Coding region: 383-1264 (293 amino acids)
Biological process (GO): positive regulation of G1/S transition of mitotic cell cycle; regulation of cyclin-dependent protein serine/threonine kinase activity; mitotic cell cycle phase transition
Cellular component (GO): nucleus; cytoplasm; cyclin-dependent protein kinase holoenzyme complex
Molecular function (GO): cyclin-dependent protein serine/threonine kinase regulator activity
Source: RefSeq, a predicted model, not a curated record